GGCCGCAGCCCCGCCAUGGCGGACAAGAUGGCGGCGGCCGCGGCAUCCCCUCAGCCGCAGCCGGGCCCCGGGCCCCCGGCGGCGGCGGAGGAGGAGGAGGAGGAUGGCGGGGCCCCGCGCGGCGGCGGGGUGGACGGGGAGGUGGAAGCGGAGGAGUUCGGGUGCCCGGCUCACUGCGCUGACCUGGCGUGGCGGCAGAACGAGCAGCGGCGCCACGGCCUCUACUGCGACAUCACUUUGGCUUUCGGCGGCGGGAGGCCCGGGGCUUGCCGCGAGUACCGGGCGCACCGCUCCGUCCUGGCCGCCGCCACCGAGUACUUCACGCCGCUGCUCUCGGGGGGCUUCGCCGAGUCGCGCUCGGGCCGCGUGGAGCUGCAGAAGUGGAGCUCGGAGGGCGGCCCCGACCCCGACACGGUGGAGGCCGUCAUCGGCUUCAUGUACACCGGCACCAUCCGCGUCAGCCCCGGCAACGUCCACGAGGUGCUGGAGAUGGCCGACAGGUUUCUGCUGACCCGGUUGAAAGAGUUCUGUGGAGAGUUUCUGAAGAAGAAACUCAAUCUGUCCAACUGCGUCGCAGUUCACAGCUUGGCCCAUAUGUAUUCCUUGAAUCAGCUGGCCCUCAAAGCGCAGGACAUGAUCAGGAGAAACUUCCACAGAGUUAUCCAAGAUGAGGAGUUCUACACUCUGCCCUUCCACCUCAUCAGAGACUGGCUCUCAGACUCAGAGAUCACAGUGGACUCUGAAGAAGUCCUUUUCGAGACAGUUUUGAAGUGGGUUCAGAAAAAUCCCGAGGAAAGAGAGAGGUACUUUGAAGAACUUUUUAAACUGUUACGGUUGUCUCAGAUUAAACCCACUUACCUUACUCGCCACGUCAAAUCUGAAAGGCUGGUAUCCAGCAACGAAGCCUGUGUGAAGUUAGUGUCAGAAGCUGUGGAAAGUCACGCCUUGAGGUCUGAGAACUUGCAGUCCGGUAAUCUGCAACAUUCCACUUGUCCGGUAGCGUUGUUGCCACGUUUUGGACAAAACAUGGACGUCAUUAUGGUGAUUGGUGGUGUAUCAGAGGGAGGAGAUUACUUGAGUGAGUGUGUGGGGUAUUUCAUCGAUGAAGAUAGGUGGGUAAACUUACCGCACAUACAUAAUCAUCUCGAUGGGCAUGCUGUUGCUGUGACAGAAUCUUAUGUUUAUGUGGCUGGCUCCAUGGAACCGGGAUUUGCCAAGACUGUAGAAAGGUACAAUCCAAAUAGAAAUAUUUGGGAACAGGUCUCAAAUUUAAUAACCAGAAAGCAUUCUUUUGGCCUUACUGAAGUUAAAGGGAACUUGUACAGCAUUGGUGGACAUGGCAAUUUCAGUCCUGGCUUUAAAGAUGUAGCCAUUUACAAUCCCGAGCAAGACAAAUGGCAUAACCUGGAGUCAGCACCAAAGAUUCUUCGUGAUGUCAAAGCUGUUUCUGUAGAAGACCGAUUUGUUUAUGUUGCUGCUCGUACCCCAGUUGACAGUGAUAGUGAAGAUGGGUUGAGGGCAGUUAUUAUCAGAUACGAUGCUGAAACAAGGCAGUGGCAAGAUGUAGAGUCUCUGCCACUCAUUGAUAACUAUUGCUCUUUUCAGAUGUCAGUUGCAAACACAAACUUCUACCAUACAGCAUCCUGCUGCCCCAAGAGUUACCCUAUAGAUAACGAGGAAGCCAAGAUAAAGAUCUGUGGCAGGGCCUCAGACGAAAUACUUGAAAGUUUACCCCCAGAGGUUCUGAGCAUUGAAGGGGCAGCUAUUUGUUAUUAUAAAGAUGAUGUUUUCAUCAUCGGGGGGUGGAAGAACAGCGAUGAUAUUGACAAGCAAUACAGGAAAGAGGCCUAUCGUUACUGUGCUGAGAGGAAGCGCUGGAUGCUCUUGCCUCCCAUGCCUCAGCCUCGCUGUAGAGCGACAGCCUGCCAUGUGAGAAUCCCCUUUAGGUGCUUGCAGGGCACACAAAGGUAUCCUAUGCCACAAAACUUGAUGUGGCAAAAAGAUAGAAUAAGACAAAUGCAGGAAAGACAGAUGCAGGAAAUACACCGACACUCUCUAAGUCUCCGAAGAAUGCCACGCUCACAGAUCGAGUGCUAGUAUCCGGAAUAUCACUCCUGAUGAAUCUAGUUUAGGAAAUACUGGGCUAACCCCUAUCGCUAGGCUCGAUAUGUCUUUAUAAGACAUCAGGAUGUUGCUUGGGUUUGAUGCGUAAAAAUAACAUCUCAUUGAAAAGUAAGAAGCUCAAAUUGAGGAUGAAUGGGAAUUGAGAAACUAUCAGAAUCCAACGAUGUUACUUAACAGUGCCAAGGGAAAACCUACUUUCCUCUAAUAGGUCAUGAAAUAGAUCUUUUUUUUUCAAGGGUUUCUGUUGAGUUAGUCUCUAACAGUUCUGUUUUGAAAAUCAAAGGUCUCUAUCUUAAUUUAGUGGUUACGUUUGUGUGUGCUGAAAGCACCUGUUUUAUUUGCACUUAAUAUAUUGACAUUCCUUCGACUCUCCUCAGUGACUAAACUUCACGUAUAAUUAGUGUUAGUGCACUUGGCUCUCCAGAGUUGGAGGCGAGUGCAAUAGUUACACGUACGUAUGGAAAUGAAAGCACAAUCCUUCUUUAUAAAGAAUCACUUCAGGAUGUUUCUGUGUCUAUUAAAUGUUUUGUAACUGUACGUUGUAGAGAGGCGGCAGAGUUUGUAAUGGUUGAUCAGUAGAACAUCAGCCACUUGCUAAAAUGGAGAACCUGAGGCAGUGGAUCUUUUCCAGGUAUGUCUGGAGAUGCUCUGAGUUUGUCUUUGACGGAUUCGUUAGAAACUUGGGUCAACGGUCAGCCUGAUGUAAGGAGUGGAAUCCGGCGAUGUAGCCUAGCCACGUUGGUGUGGAUUAGUAAGACUGACAUUAUUCCCCAGAAACAGAUUGAAACCUGAGCUACUUGUCGAUCCUUUCUCAAAUAUGCACGCGUUUAAUUCAAGUGAAGAAGCGGAAGAGCCCCCACAAGCCUGUUUCCAGCCUGUCUUUGACAAUCAAAGCCUUUUGCCUUCAGUGUAUUUUCCCUAGAAACUUAGGGUAGCUGUGCUGCAGUGCUGCUUAACGAAUCAGCACUUGGUGUUCCUCUUGAAGGGACGUCGUUGGCUCUCAGUUACUGAUGACGUGAAGAUUUUUAGAUGCCUCUGGAGUUUUCAGUCUGUAAAUAAUUUACGCGUGUACAGUGGUUGUCAGGUUUAACCUGAUUAAAGGUACCUUUGGGAGUCUUGAGGUAGUUUUGCAUCUAUCAGAGCCCUGCUUGGCUCUGGUUUGUUUAACUGCUAUACCCCCGAGGAACAGAAGGUGGAAUAGUUCCUUUGGAGUAUCGAUGCCUCUUGGUUAUUGCUCCCACUGAACACUCCUCCAGGACAGUUUUCAUUUCUAGCAGACUCAGUGCAUCCUUCCUACCUCCUUUUCUUCCCCAUCCUUCCCUUCAUUUGAAUGUUCCAGGUUUUCACAUGUGACCAAACUCAGGACCUUAGGGAAGGGAAAGGGAGGAGUAACCAGGUUGUUCCAAAACUUGCGUAGACAGACAUUGAUGAAGGUGUUUACUGUCCUUGGUUCAUAUGAUAAUUUGCUGGUGGUUUUGAUGUGGGCGACUUCAUUGCAAAAGAUCCUCUAAACAGUUUUUGUUUGUUUGUUUGUUUUUGUUGUUUUUUUUAAACUGUUUAGCUUUCUGAACUGAUACUUCUCAUUUUCCAAUUCAGCAGGCAACCUAGAUCAUAUCUGAAACACUGGGUAAGUCUUUCAACCACAUAAUAUGUAAAGGUUUCUCUGUGUACUUUCUUUAAUGCUCCACCUUGCAGAUCACUCGUCACUUUGUUACCCAUAACUGGUCUUUUUAUAAUAAGAGAACAACCCAGCCUUGUCAAAAUUAUAUUGAAAAUCCAGCAGUUCAGUCUCAAAUCACUUACCAAGGUUAACCACCUGUGUUUUAUUUGCCUCUUGGAUUAUUAUGCGAGGGCAGAUUAAAUUGUACAGUGCUGGCAUAGUGCAAGAGAGGCAAUGUUUAAGUUUGUCCAGGCUUAAGGCUGAUGUUCAGAAGUGACUGUUGCCAAAUCAGCUCAUGUAGGCCCUUACGGAAGGGGUUAAUCAGUGGCGUUUGGCCCGUGAACUCUUGUGGGUUUGGCUGGAAUAUUUUUCAGAACUACUGCCCCUACAGCAGGGUUUGUGAGUAGAACAUAUGCAAAUGCCUCACAGCUUUCGUACAAACCCCAUUGAUUUAACCUAAGUGGGAGCUGAAUUUAAGAUACUUUACCAGACUUUGCACAGAAGCAACCGAGUUUACCUACUCCAUCCCACCGACUUGGCUAUAAGGAUUUGAUGAGCGAAGGACGGCGGCAUAGCCGACCACCACAGCUCUGUCAAAGCCUUUAAGUAGUCCGUCGGCAAAUCUGGGACAAUCUGGGGGGGAAAUACUGAGAUGGUUGUUUCAGUUAAAUACCCUGAUACAUGGCAGCAUGCAACAAAGUUAGAAGCAAGAACAAACUCCUUGCAGGCUCACUUUUUCUAAGCAAAUUUGAUAUUUGCAUGUACCGUGAGAACUUCUAUGGGACAUACAGUCUGUCUAGUUUACUAAAGACAUUCCACUUAAAGACAAUGUCAAAAUAGCUUAAUAUCUGGACAGGUACAAUGUGGAUGCCAGCCAUGAUGUUGUACGUGAUGCACCCUCUCUGUGUUCUGUUUGCAUGGGGAGUGAUGGACACUGUGAACAGCACCAGUUUGCUCUAACUUUUGCUAGGCUAAUUCAGUGGACUUUAAGUAGUUUGUUUUGAUUUAUUUUUUAUUUUUUUAGCCUUGCCUUUAAGUGGACCAAUUGCUUUGCAGUUUUUUAACUGACAAGUCUAACUAUCCAUUGUGUCACCUGUAGGCAUUCAGAAGAACUGAAUUUGGCUGUAAUUUAGCUCACUAACCUGUGAAACGUAACAAAUUCCUUGGGGCCCUUGACUGCUGUAGCUUGCUGGGUACUUAUAGAAAAAAAAUGAUCCUAUAAGCAACAGGCUGGGAAUUCUUUCCCUGUGUUUAUACUGGCUAGUUAAAUGUCAGUAAGAUCCUAGUGUGAGUUCAGGAAGUAUUAUAAGGCUGACUUCUGGCCCUCUAGAUGUAAAGGAACAUCAGACAGUGUUUUCCCUCCUCCUUAUGACAAUCACACCUCUAUAGCUGUACUGAACGUGUGCCACAAAAUGCAUGUUUCACGUCCUGUCCUUCUGCCCAAGGUAUCAGUGAAGUCGGACACAUCCUGCCUAGCACGAGGUGGUCACUGUCAUCAGUUCUAGGUGCCAUUUAUGUACAUAAUAUUUUAUAAGGACACAAAUAUUCUGUUGGUAUGCUGGGUUUGUAUAUAUUUUCAAUAAGACCUCCUCUCACGCAUAGUAGGAUAACACUCCAGAAAUAAAGAAAACGUGCCAACUUUUUAGCAUACAUAAUGAAUAAAGAUCCUAGAUUGAUCACUCUUAACAACUUGAGUCACCGGGAAUAGCAACUUCUGAGGUUAUUCUUAACACAACGUUGCAAUACGAUGUUGUAACAUUCAGUAGGUUUAAAAAGUAAACGUUUCAUGGCUUAGAUUUAUUUUCAGCUGUGUCCACGUUAUGCUAGAAAGCAAACCAUAUUUCUAAUUUGACGGUCUUAAGUGGAAGUCUUAUAAAACAGGUGCUCCUGAGGAUCUAAUCCUAUUACUAAUACGAAUGUUAAGUGUGGAACUAACUAGAUGUUCGAAGACCAUUAAUAGUCAGAUACUCCUUAUAGGUCCAUGUCACUGUGGAUCACGGCAGCUGUACUCUCCUCAGUGUUAAUGUAGACUUCAGCAAGUUGCUUGGGCAAGCAGCACUCCUGUACUUACUUCCAGUAAGGUAAAGUAGUGUGUGUGUAUAGGCUGUUUGAAACUCUCCUACUGUAAUGUUCUUUACAUUAAAUACACUGUAUUAAAGUUUAUUGUAAUAAGUGAAUUAAUGAAAAUAAACCUUUUAUUUCUCUAGC
Molecule: messenger RNA, 5992 nt
Organism: Oxyura jamaicensis (ruddy duck)
Lineage: Eukaryota; Metazoa; Chordata; Aves; Anseriformes; Anatidae
Gene: KLHL11
Product: kelch like family member 11
Exons: 2
Coding region: 16-2097 (693 amino acids)
Molecular function (GO): protein binding
Source: RefSeq, a predicted model, not a curated record